CCCCUCAUCCGAGCACGACGGGCAAGCAGCGGAGUUUGCUCCAGGAGAAUGCAAAUAGAGUUAUUCAUUUAUACAUUGUGUAACAUUUGAAGCUGCCGCUGGGACAGACAGCAGAAUGGCUGGUCUCAAGUAUUUGUGUGGAUUUGGGAAUGAAUUCUCCUCAGAAGACCCUCGCUGUCCUGGUUCUUUACCUGAAGGACAGAACAAUCCUCAGGUGUGCCCGUACGGCCUUUAUGCAGAACAACUCUCCGGCUCGGCCUUCACCUGCCCGCGACCGGCCAAUAAGAGGAGUUGGCUUUAUCGCGUUCUACCGUCCGUCAAGCAUAAACCGUUUAUCCCUGCACCCUGUGGGAAUUUGACAGACAAGUGGGAUGAGGUGGAGCCAAAUCCUAACCAGAUGCGAUGGCGGCCAUUUUCAGUCCCUAAGUCUACAGAGAAGAUCGUCGACUUUGUGGCUGGUCUUCACACCAUCUGCGGUGCUGGCGAUGCUAAAUCCCGCAAUGGUAUUAGCAUCCACGUGUACGCCUGCAACACGUCCAUGAUAAACAAAUGCUUCAACAACUCUGAUGGAGACUUUCUGAUCGUGCCGCAGCAAGGUGAGCUCUUGAUCACCACAGAGUUUGGCAAGAUGAUGGUCGAGCCCAACGAGAUAUGUGUCAUUCAGCAAGGAAUGCGCUUCAGUGUGGACGUGUUUGGAGAAACCAGAGGUUAUAUUCUGGAGGUGUAUGGAGCACAUUUUGAACUUCCUGAUCUGGGGCCUAUAGGUGCUAACGGUCUGGCCAACCCAAGAGACUUCUUGUGUCCGGUGGCAUGGUACGAGGAUCGCCAAGUGUCCACGGGUUACGCCGUCGUCAAUAAGUACCAAGGGAAGCUCUUCGCCUGCCAACAGGAUUUCUCCCCCUUCAAUGUGGUCGCCUGGCACGGCAACUACACACCGUACAAGUACAACCUCGCCAACUUUAUGGUCAUCAACUGUGUGGCUUUUGACCAUGCAGAUCCGUCCAUCUUUACUGUGUUGACAGCCAAAUCCACCAAACCAGGCGUGGCUAUUGCUGACUUUGUCAUCUUCCCCCCACGCUGGGGUGUGGCUGACCAUACCUUUCGUCCACCGUAUUAUCACCGUAACUGCAUGAGUGAAUUCAUGGGGCUGAUAAAGGGACACUACGAAGCGAAAGAGGAGGGUUUCCAACCGGGUGGGGCCAGUCUCCACAGCAUCAUGACCCCACACGGCCCUGACGCCGAGUGUUUUGAAAAGAACAGCGUCGCUGUGCUAAAACCAGAGAGGGUGGCUGAAGGAACCAUGGCAUUCAUGUUCGAGUCAUCCUUGAGUAUGGCUGUGACCAAGUGGGGUCUGGAGACAUGCCAGAAGCUGGACCACAGUUACUAUCAGUGCUGGGAGCACCUGCGCAGCCAUUUUAAUCCCAAUUGGAAGCCCAGUAAACACUAGAUAACUCCAAAUCGAGGUCAACAAGACUGUAGAUGGAAAUAUUUGUAUUCAAAUUUCAUGUAUUCACUGUAAAACUGUGCUUAAAUCAUUUAACACAGUCUUGUAUGUGAUGGAUUCAAAACAAAUCUGGGAUGUUGAACAUUCAUUCAAUCCUUUAUGCUGCAUUUGAGGAAGGUGGGAAAUCGGAAUUAAGACUCGGAUGGUACCACACUGCAAAUGUAUAGCUUUUUUUUUUUUUAAUAUAGUCAAAUAAUUUUCUCCAUCUUGUUUUAAGUGUUAGACUAGUUUACAGAUUAAUGCGUCAGAUUAUUCCAUUUAGGUAAAUAUUACUGUGUUUAUUAAGCCCAUACAUCUAAAAGUUAAUUAUUUUUCACCUAAAUCAAGAAAGAUUUGCUUUCAAAUAAUGUUUAAAACAUUUAAAUGGGUUUUUGCAGUGCAGUUGUGAUCUUACAGUGUUCCAAGCGAAUGUAAACUGCAAAUGUGGCUGAUCGUGACAAGUCUGUUUUUUUAAGUUUGGCCAUCAAAGCACGUUUUGACCUCCGGCAAACCUGCCUUCUCCUAAGUGAUCAAAUAGUGGAGGGAAAAAUGGCGGCUAAGGUAAGUAGCGCACACUGUAUACUGCCUUCUUUAGUUACAUCCUUGCUGAAAGUCGAUGUCAAAAAAUAAUUACAAAUCCUUUAAGCUAAUUCACUAUACAAGAAAAAGUACUUGAUGUCUCAAACUUAAUUAUUGUGUCAUCAAUAUGUUGUCUUGAGCGCCAUUUGGUAGAGUGACGUCAGAUUGAAGCAACUACUCGUGAAGUCAGGGUACUUUUGUCCCCCAAAUUCACGACUAGGACCUCGCAGUUCGAGUGGCGUUCCAAUUAUCUGGUCGAAGGUUGGAAAACUCCCGACUUCCUACCUUCCUCGAAUGCAGCAUUAAUUCAUGACUGAUCCUGCCCUCCUAUGUGUAAUUCCCAUUCUACAGAAUAAAUGUAUAAAAUCCACACCUUUGAUUAUGACAGUAUACUUUAUUUUGUUUAUAAUUACACCAAAAUGUGAAACAGGUUGGUCUUUGUACAGCUGAGUUUACGAUGACAUACUGAACUUGCGUACCAGAGUUCCAUCUUUAAUUUGCUGCUCUCGCCUAUCCUGUAACCAAAACACAAACAAAAUAUAAGUGUGGUACACACAUUGAUAUUUCUGCUGCAUUUGAGCUUUUUAUAAAAUAAUCUUUUAAAUUAUUUUCUGAGUGGUUCUCCAGUGGUUUUGGGUAUGCUUUGUAAUGAUUAACAUAAGAUUCAUGUUGUCUAUACAAUGUAAAAUUCCAGCCAACUACAGCUGUCCUGAAUAGUCGACGUCAUCAAUGACGUAAAUGGGUCGACGAGCACAAAAUCUCGUUGACGUUUAACGAAGGGUUUAAAAAAUGUAUGUGUGGAAAGUUGAAAAUGUUGGAC
This is a messenger RNA of Corythoichthys intestinalis (scribbled pipefish), 2882 nucleotides long. It is a transcript of the gene hgd, whose product is annotated as homogentisate 1,2-dioxygenase. Gene Ontology annotation, cellular component: cytoplasm. Gene Ontology annotation, biological process: L-phenylalanine catabolic process. The record is from RefSeq and is a predicted model, not a curated record. The transcript has 14 exons. Lineage: Eukaryota; Metazoa; Chordata; Actinopteri; Syngnathiformes; Syngnathidae. The coding region runs from base 116 to 1447 and encodes 443 amino acids. Gene Ontology annotation, molecular function: homogentisate 1,2-dioxygenase activity.